AUGUCGUCUGAAGAUUUUGAGUAUCUUCUCAAUUUGAUUGGGCCAGAAAUCACUCGACGGGAUACUAAUUAUAGAAAAGCUAUAAGUGCUAAGGACAGACUGGCGAUAACUGUUCGCUUUUUAGCAACUGGAGACUCUUUCACAAGCUUGAUGUACCUUUUCAAAGUGUCUAAACAGAGUAUUUCAUACAUUGUGAUGGAAGUUUGCAGGGCUCUGAAUAAUGCACUGAGAGACUACAUACAACUGCCGAGCUCACAACAAGAAUGGCUGCGGUAUGAAAAGGAGUUUCAAGAAACGUGGAAUUUCCCACACUGUUUGGCAACAGUAGAUGGCAAACAUAUCGAAAUCCAAGCACCUUGGGAUAGCGGAAGCGAGUACUACAAUUACAAGUCUUUCUUCAGUAUCGUUCUGUUUGCGCUCGUAGAUGCUAACUACAAUUUUAUGUUUGCUGACGUCGGUGCUCAGGGACGUAUAUCUGAUGGCGGUAUAUUCAAAAACUGUGCAUUGUGGAAAAAGAUUGAAGGGAAAACUUUGAACGCACCGCAACCAAAGGCACUUCCAGGGCGUGAAAAACGUGUUCCUUACGUUUUUUUAGCAGAUGAAGCGUUUGCUCUGCAUGAAAACGUUUUGAAACCCUACUCUGGGGUCUCACAAAAUGGAUCCAAAGAGAGGAUUUUCAACUAUCGUUUAUCACGAGCUCGGCGAGUCACAGAAAAUAGUUUUGGGAUUCUUUCAGCUGUAUUCAGAGUUUUGAGAAAACCGAUGCUGUUGGAGCCAGAAAAGGUUAGAGAUGUGGUGUUUACAACUCUUUUUUUGCAUAAUUUCCUCAGGAGGAGCGAAACAUCCCGGGACAUCUACACUCCUCCCGGUACUUUUGACAACGAGCUACCGAAUGGCACUGUCAUUGAGGGGAACUGGAGAAAAGAAAUCCUUGGUACAGCACCAGCACUUCGUGGUAUGAGAAAGAAAGCCCGUAAAAGUUCUGAUGUUGCACAGGCAGUUCGCAAUGAAUUUGCAGAGUACUUUGUUACAACAGGACAAGUCUCGUGGCAAGAUAGUUACGCAUAA
This is a messenger RNA of Macrosteles quadrilineatus (aster leafhopper), 1068 nucleotides long. RefSeq lists its product as uncharacterized. The record is from RefSeq and is a predicted model, not a curated record. Bases 1 to 1068 code for a protein of 355 amino acids. The transcript has 2 exons. Lineage: Eukaryota; Metazoa; Arthropoda; Insecta; Hemiptera; Cicadellidae.